AUGCAUCUUCCAGCUUCGAUAGCCUUGCUCGCUUGCACACUCACUGCUGCUGCUCAAGUACCCUAUGAGGAAUAUAUAUUGACACCCAAGUCACGGACCCUCCGUCCUGCGAAAGUCUACAGUGUGAAUGGAACCGUACAAUCAGCUGAAAAUCUGAUCAGGGGCCAAUCGGCGAGCACCGUAUUCACCGGGCCAUCUGCAGUCACUUAUGACUUUGGCAAAAAUGUGGCAGGGCUAGUUGCAUUUAAUGUUUCUGACGUGGCUGGUUCAAACGCAUAUAUUGGUAUCUCAUUCACUGAGUCAAGCUUAUGGAUCAGCUCUGAAGGAUGUGACGCUACGGCUGAUGCAGGAAUCGACGAAGCUUUGUGGUGGGCAGUUGAGACGGAUCGAUAUUACGCUGCUGAAAAGCAACAUGAAAGAGGCGGCUUCCGCUAUCUCAACGUCUACCACAAUUCGACUGGAAAUGUCACUUUAUCUGAUCUGACGGUAUACUACACUGCGAUACCCCACUUUACCGAAGAACAACUUGCGGGUGGAGUCCAGACUGGAUAUUUCCAUUGUGAAGAUGAUCAGAUCAACCGGGUCUGGUAUGCUGGUGCAUACACGAAUGAGUUGUGCACCAUCGACCCAACGGCAGGAAACUCCCUCAUUUAUUUGGGAACAGUCAACAGUACUUCAAAUGUGAGCGAACCUUUGGCCUGGUACAACAACUACACGAUUUCCAAUGGCACAGCUGUCCUUGUCGACGGCGGCAAGCGUGAUCGGUUGGUUUGGCCAGGAGAUAUCCUUAUCUCGCAGCCAGGGAUUUUCGUUUCCUCGUAUGACAUGGAGAUGCUUCGCGAGUCACUCGAGUCACUGCUAGUGGAACAGAAUUCCUCGGGUGCUUUGCCAUAUGCUGGACGUCCUUUUGGAGAAAUGCUUCCCGUAUGGUCCUUCACCUAUCAUCUGCACAGUUUAAAUGAUAUUUACGACUAUUAUCUUUACACCGGCAAUGAAACAUUUCUCAAGCAGUCCUGGGACAUCUAUAAACAAGCCUUGAACUUCUCAUUGUCAUUUAUCGACGACUCGGGAAUGGCCAAUGUUACUACGUCGGCAGACUGGCUUCGUUUUGGGAUGGGAGGCCACAAUAUCGAGGCGAACAGCAUUCUUUAUCACAACCUCAACCUUGCCAUCUCCCUUGCUGGACAUCUCAACGACACUUCAGCAUUCGUCCAGUCCUGGCCAGACAUUGCUGAAGCCAUCAAAUCAGCCGCCAAUGAACAACUAUGGGAUCCUGAACUCAACCUCUACCGUGACAACGACACCCAGCCCUUGACAGACCUUCACCCACAAGAUGGCAACUCAUGGGCAAUCAUCAGUAACCUAACCUCAAGUUCCGAUCAAGCAGUCAACAUCUCAAUUGCUCUCCAGGACCGCUGGGGUCCAUACGGCGCACCAGCACCUGAAGCAGGCGAGACUGUCUCGCCCUUUGUCAGCGGCUUCGAGCUGCAAGCACACUACCUCGCCGGCCGGGGGUCUGCAUCCGUAAAUCUGAUAAAACUCAUGUGGGGCGACUUUAUGCUCGACGAUCCGCGUAUGACCAAUUCUACCUUCAUCGAGGGCUACUCAACCAACGGCGACCUACAUUAUGCACCCUACAAGAACGAUCCACGCAUCUCGCAUGCCCACGGCUGGGCGACUGGCCCAACGUCCACGCUGACGUUCUUCGCAGCAGGGCUACAGGUGACUUCCGCAGCUGGGCAGACAUGGCUCAUUGCGCCGCAACUAGGUGGGCUGCAGAGCGUUGAGGCUGGGUAUCAGACCAGUGUCGGAUCGUUUGCUUCUCAUGUCACGAGUCUUGGGAAUGGUGGACUCAAUGUGACAUUCAGCACACCUUCUGGUACUUCGGGUAAGGUGCAGCUGAGAUACUCUGGCGAGCUUGCAAGCUUGACCGUUACGAACCUGGAUCAGCAGAGUCCAAACGUUCGAAGGGAUUGGGUUGGGGUUGUUGUGAAGAGGCAGGUGACAGAAACAGAAAUGGGCGCUAAGGUGGUCACAGUCGAUGAUCUGCCUGGUGGUAAUUACACUGUCAUCUUGGUGACUGGUACUUGA
This is a messenger RNA of Exophiala bonariae, 2091 nucleotides long. RefSeq lists its product as uncharacterized. Gene Ontology annotation, biological process: carbohydrate metabolic process. Lineage: Eukaryota; Fungi; Ascomycota; Eurotiomycetes; Chaetothyriales; Herpotrichiellaceae. The record is from RefSeq and is a predicted model, not a curated record. The transcript has a single exon. Bases 1 to 2091 code for a protein of 696 amino acids.